AAGUAUACUCACUUCACCAGCAAUCGCUAUGCGAGUCCAUUCCUUAUACUGCGCAGUCCCGCACAACGCCGAUAUCGUGAGCGAAACGCACAUCUCUAACUUCUUACGCCAGCUGUUACCCAUAACUCAACGUUUACCAACACUUGACUACGAAUAGCACCACAACAAAAGCCAAAAAACAACCAAGAACCGUAACGAAGAACGGUUUUCAGUGCAAAUGGAGCCGUAAAAUAAACAAAAUCAACAUAAAAUGAAACUCUACAAAUUAAACACGCAUACGCGGGGGUGCAAUAAGUCAUACGAAUCGGACUUGGUAUUAAAUCCACAGGAUCAUCCAACAGCUAAAGUUGGAGAUGUGGUGGAAAUAUAUGCACCUGACGAUGAGAACGGCACGCAUUUGCUGCUGCAGAUAACUGAGCUGAAUGAACAGAGUAAAACGGGUCGCAAUGUGAUAAGCAUAGAAUCGGGCAUUGCGACAGCAUUUAAGAUGCGCUCCUAUUCCAACGUUGUAAUGCGUAUUGUGAAUCCCGCGAACGUUGCUCUCGACUCGAUAGAGAUUACAUUUAAGGAGCAGUACAUGGGCCGCUCUGAGAUGUGGCGACUAAAAACUUAUCUGACAAAUACCUGCGUGUAUGCGAAUAAAAAGAUUGACUACAAUGAUAUGCAGAUACGUUGCCAAGUUUAUGAGAUGUGGUCGCAGGGGGAACGUGUGGCUAGUGGCGUUAUUACAGACGAUACCAAGAUUGUGUUUCGCAGCAGCACCUCGAUGGUCUAUCUCUUUCUGCAAAUGUCUUCGGAAAUGUGGGACUUUGAUAUACACGGCGAUUUGUACUUUGAGAAGGCUGUCAAUGGUUUCCUCACCGAGCUCUUUCAAAAGUGGAAGAAGCUCAGCUGCAAUCAUGAGGUGACCAUAGUGCUUUUUUCUCGCACCUUCUAUGCUGCCAAGUCAUUGGAUGAGUUUCCUGCGCACAUGCGGGAUUGCUUGCAACAAGACUAUAAGGGACGUUACUAUGAGGACUUUUAUCGGGUGGCUAUACAGAACGAGCGCAAUGAUGAUUGGUGUACGGUGUUGGCGCAGCUGCGCAAGCUGUUCACUUCCUACCAGGAGACUGUGCUGCGCUAUCAUGAACGUCAGCAUAUGGUUAUACCACAAGCGACCAACUCAACUGCCACACAAGGCAACUUCCUUGAAGUACUUAACAUUUCAUUGAAUACUUUUGAGAAGCAUUACCUAGAUCGCACUUUUGAUCGUACGGGUCAACUCUCUGUUGUGAUAACACCCGGUGUGGGCGUCUUCUCUGUGGAUCGAGAGCUGACGAACAUUACCAAGCAGCGCAUCAUUGAUAAUGGCGUUGGCAGCGAUCUCGUUUGUGUUGGCGAGCAACCCCUGCACGCUGUGCCGUUGCUCAAGUUCCACAAUAAGGACACGUCCAUAACAUCGGCUGAUGACUACUCAUUGCCGCAUUGGAUUAACCUAAGCUUCUACUCGACUAACAAAAAGAUUGCCUAUUCUAGUUUUAUACCACGCAUCAAGCUUCCUUUUUUAUCGGCAGUCGAAGAAGGCGAUGUGGAAGAGAACGAGCGCAAUUUCCUUAGUUGCAAUCAAUCGGAAUAUAUUCACAACUCUUUGUUUGAUUAUGAUGCAUACGAUGAGCAAAUCUUUCAGCCACUGCCAGCGCAGAGCACAUGUUCACUGCAGCGCAUUGUGCGUGCCAAGAAGACAUCGGUACCCAGCUUUGAAACAUAUGCGUAUCGUAACAAUGACUGGGAAAACUUAACGCCCACUAAGAUACCCAGUUUACGCCGGAAAAUGUCCGAUCCGGAUAUACAUCAUGGCACUUCCGGCAUGCUGGCCACAUUGACAGACACCGCCAACAACUUAUCCGAGUCCCUGGCCUCGGAGAAGAAUGCGAGACGCACGAUUGUGAGCAUCGCUCCAAUUGUGCGUCCUGGUCGUGCAUUAAUCAAUCCCUUUGAUCCAUCCCAUGUGACCAUAAAAUUGACUUCUAAUCGACGUCGAUGGACGCAUAUCUUUCCCAAGGGACCGACAGGCGUGCUUAUACAGCAGCAUCAUUAUCAAGCGGUACCAGCCAAGGCAUUGCCUGCUGUCAACUACAAUCGACAGUUGCAGCACUCCAACAGCAGCAGCAACAAUAAUACCAAUAAUAAUAAUAAUAACAACGAACAGGAGUUAAACUCAGUUGUUGGAGAGCAUUUUGAUGAGCUGUCCACUCACUCGCUGUUGAGCCAGAGCAAGUGCUAUAACUCGCACAAUGAGGAGAAAUCUGAUUUUUUCAAGCGUCGCAAUCCGUCGCUGUUGAAUGCCGCGCCCGCUGCCAAUGUACCCAACCUGACGGCCACACAGGCGAAGUCCUUUUUGUGGGGUGCCACUGGGGAGCAGGAAUGGACGCCAGCAAUUACUACGGAAAAUGGCAUUGCUCUACAUAAUGGGAAUGCAACGGGCAAACACAUGAAAGCAAUUGUCGAAAGCGAACAUAAAAAUUAUGGAACAUCACGGCUUGAGGCUACGAGCGAGGCAGUCGGCAAAGGAAAAAUCAUCAUAGGCGUCGACUGGAAAUCUCUAUCCAUACCCGCCUGCCUGCCGAUAACCACGGAUUACUUUCCCGAUAAGCGUUCGCUGCACAAUGACUAUGUCAUCUCCGAUUAUACACUGCUGCCGGAUGAUGUGAAUCUGGAUUAUGCUAAGAGUCGUGCUGUCUAUCGCAAACCCUUGUCCACGGAAGAGGUGUGUAAAGAGAUUGUGUCACAGCGCUUGGCCCAGGGCUUUCAACUGAUUGUCGUCGAGGAGAAACAGCCAAGCUCCAACAGCUGCUGCUCCGCGAAUGGCAGCUGUGCUGGUCCAGGUAGCAAUCUUGGCUCAUCCGCUGUAUUGCCCGUAAAACCGCCGUGCGAGCCGAACAGGGAGUAUCUAUUAUCCAUAGGACGCAUAUUUCACAAGAUCUCUCUAAGUGGGUCAGUUAUUACAGUAACUGGCUAUAAGCCCAGGCAUCCCUAUCCGCCCAUUAAUGUUGAUUAUCGCUAUCGUUUCCAUGCGCCACAGCAUGAGACCUAUGAAAUUUCUGGCGUUAACUUUACCACUGAGAAACUGGAGAACUUUAAUUGGAACCAUAUGGAUUUAUACAUAUGCACGCGAGGCGAUGUUGAUUAUCCGCUAAUGGAGAGCCUCAAGUACUGGCGCUUUCGCAUGUAUCUGUUGCCAAAGGAUACCGUGGUCAAUAAGAUCGUCAACUGCGGCUCUCAGCGUUGCGACAUCUUUACUGAUGCGGUUCUGGACAAUACCCGUGAUCAAAUCGAGGACUUUGUGCGACUCAUCGAGAAUGUCAGCAAAUUGAGACGACAAAUAUGUCGCAAGGCGCGCGAUAGCCCCACUACCCACAGCUUUACUAAGCGACGACACAGUACCAGCAUUAUUUCCAGGCCUCUCAACCAGCAGCAUGAUACACCCACACCUAGAAUCACAGAAAAGAAUCAUAAUCUAUUAAAUUCACCACAGCAAAGCAUCAAUGUUCGACCCAAGGUGGAGCCUGGUCGCAUUUCGCGAAAUCUGGGCGGCACAGAUGCAGCCACAGCCGCUGCCACUGCAGCUACAACCGGAACUGGGCCACGCGAUGAUCAGGAUGAUGGCUUUCCAGUGGAUAUAAAGUUUAGCGCGAAUGCAACGCUGGCCGAGAUGUUCGAGGCCAUGAAGCAUCCGGUGAAUGGCGUUGGCUUCUUUACCCAAACCCAAUCGUUGCCCUCCUGCACUUUUAUCUCAUACGAUGCGCUGAUGUGGUUAAAAGCGCGAGUGACCAAUGGCCGGCAUCCUAUGGAUCUGCUGGAAGCCAUGCGCAAAGAGCGCAUGAUUUGCCACGCCUCCGGCGAUUGGGAUCAGCCCAUUGUGCCAGGUUUUGUAUUUUACUAUGUGGUGCAACAGGAUGCGAAUGCUAAAGAUUAUGCCAAGCCUCUUAACGACUACAGCGCCUUUGUCAACGAGUGGCUGGAGAUCGAGCUGCAGGGCUGCAACUUUUUGUGGCACGAUGAGCCGUCACCUACACAUGUUCCCAACUUUUUGCGCGAUACACCAGCACCUCAAUCCUGGACAGCCUACUGCAAGAGCAAGCGUGUUUGUCGCAAAUCGCAUUUGGAGAUAGAUGUCAACCAGAAGAGCGAUCGAAUGGAAUGGGGUCAUGUGAAACAUCACACUGUAAUGCAGCCGGGCUUUGCAUUUGAGCUGGUCGUGGAGUGGGUUACCUCGUCGGGACCCAUUGUAUCCGAUUUGAUCGCUGGAUGGAUGCGCAAAGCAAUUCAAUGUGGUUAUCAGUUGGUCUCUGUACCUGCUGAUCCCAUGGCUGAGCCCUUUACAGAAAAAUCAGAUCCAUUGCGUGGUCCCAUUUUCAUUCCCUUGUGCGUCAACUUUUUGCCAGAAGGCAGAUGCCUUUUUGAUGAAUUUCCGGAGGACAGCCGCUCGGAUCGUAUGCUCUUCCUUCAGGAGGCUAUUCUGGCUAGAUUUGGCUUUCUGCCCUGUGUUCUGGAGGAGAAGUUUAAUCAAAAGAAGGACCUGCCAAAGGAAUAUCAGUAUGUGCAUUGCACUGGAAACAUGUUUGCCCUAAUACGCUGCGCCAGCAACAAAUUCCAGGUUGAAUCACCUAGUCGACAGGAAGCAAAUGUCACGCGUUGUGUCUAUGGGCAUACCAAUAAUACCAAUGUACCCAAGAAGGUGGGCUUCCUUUGGUCUUGGAAUCACAUGAUACCCAACAGAAAAUGGAAAACGUUGACUAUUAAUAACUCAGCUGACGGUGAACUAUUCCAACUGAAAAUGUUAAAGGAUUUCCGCGAGUUUUGCUCAAAUGGCGAUCAACGUUUAGCCAAUUUCUGGUCACAAUCUCAGGAGCUUAAACGCAAAUCCCUUAAAUUUGAAUACAACAAUAACAAUGAUGAACCAAAAAUUAUAUAAGAAAAAUAUUCCAAA
Messenger RNA from Drosophila hydei, 4969 nucleotides. RefSeq names its product GATOR complex protein Iml1 (gene Iml1). The record is from RefSeq and is a predicted model, not a curated record. The transcript has 20 exons. Gene Ontology annotation, molecular function: GTPase activator activity. Bases 251 to 4954 code for a protein of 1567 amino acids. Gene Ontology annotation, biological process: positive regulation of autophagy; cellular response to amino acid starvation; negative regulation of TORC1 signaling. Gene Ontology annotation, cellular component: lysosomal membrane; GATOR1 complex. Lineage: Eukaryota; Metazoa; Arthropoda; Insecta; Diptera; Drosophilidae.